Pisolithus orientalis is the source of this 2772-nucleotide messenger RNA. Its product is annotated as beta-lactamase-like protein. The record is from RefSeq and is a predicted model, not a curated record. Bases 1 to 2772 code for a protein of 923 amino acids. Lineage: Eukaryota; Fungi; Basidiomycota; Agaricomycetes; Boletales; Pisolithaceae. The transcript is spliced from 9 exons. Gene Ontology annotation, cellular component: mRNA cleavage and polyadenylation specificity factor complex. Gene Ontology annotation, biological process: mRNA 3'-end processing by stem-loop binding and cleavage. Gene Ontology annotation, molecular function: RNA binding.
AUGAUCACAUUCACGCCGCUGUGCGGGGCUGUCGGUGAGUCCCAGACUUGUCCUCUGGCCUAUCUCCUACAGCUCGACGACGUCCGCGUCCUGCUCGACUGCGGCUCACCCGACUGGAGUCCAGAGGAGCGCGCAUUCACACCUGACAGCGAUCCGGAGUCUUCACCUCCCAAUUGGUCAGCUUAUUGUGACUCUCUACGUCAGUGUGCUCCUACCGUAGACCUCGUGCUUCUUUCUCAUGGCGAUCUUGCCCACUCGGGGCUUUACGCUUAUGCUUACACUCGCUGGGGCCUCAAGGCACCUGCAUACUCCACAAUUCCGGUCCAGGCCAUGGCACGAAUCGUCACACUUGAAGAUGUAGAGGGAUUACGCGAUGAACAAGACUUCGAUGAUUCAGAUCAACACCACGCCGAGUCUGGUGAACAUUUCAACCUUGCCGAGACCCAGUUAGACGGGGUUCCUUCGCCAUCAUCCCCUGGCAAGUUUGUGGCGACCGUACAAGAAGUACACGAAGCAUUCGACUCUGUGAACACCUUGCGCUACUCGCAGCCGACGCACUUGCAGGGCAAAUGUCAGGGUAUCACAAUCAUACCAUUCGCUGCUGGCCAUUCACUAGGAGGCACGAUAUGGAAGAUUCGUUCUCCCUCCGUUGGAACCAUCGUAUAUGCCGUAAAUAUGAACCAUAUGAAAGAGCGCCACCUAGACGGCACCGUUCUCUUCAGACAAUCUGCUGGUGGUAUUUUUGAACCCCUCGCACGGCCUGACCUGUUUAUCACGGAUGCCGAUCGUGCAAAUGUCACCACACCUAGACGGAAGGAUCGCGAUGCUGCUUUGAUAGACACCAUAAGUGCUACACUGUCCUCACGCUCUUCCUUAUUACUACCGUGCGAUGCAGGCCCACGUCUCUUGGAGCUCCUUGUACUUCUCGAUCAACACUGGAAGUAUGCCGACUUCCGCUACCCUAUUUGCCUCUUGUCGCGCAAUGGGAGGGAAAUGCUGACCUUCGUCCGGAGUAUGAUGGAAUGGGUUGGAGGAACAGUCAGCAAAGAAGAUGUUGGUGUGGACAGCAGUGGCAAGACAGGUGCCAGAAGACGAAGGGGUGAGGAUGAUGUAGAGGACGAAGCACUCGGAGCAUUUGCCUUACGAUUCCGGCACUUGGAGUUCUUCCUUAACUCACAGUCGCUCAUGCACACAUAUUCGUCAAAAGAACCUAAAAUUAUUCUGGCCGUCCCUGCUUCGCUGUCACAUGGCCCGUCCAGGUCACUAUUUGCGGAUUUUGCAGCCGUCCCAGACAAUGUCGUUCUGCUCACGGGCAGAGGGGAGGAGGGCACACUGUCCCGCCUGCUUUUUGACCGCUGGAACAAUUACCAGAGAGAUACUGAUAAGUGGGACCAGGGAAAAAUCGGGAGUAAUGUCAUGAUGGAUGGUGUCCUACAGCUGAAGAUGAACUCGAAAGUUCCACUACAGGGCGCUGAACUGGAAGCGUACCUUGCCAAGGAGCGUGCAGCGAAAGAAAAGGAGGCUGCUCACCAAGCCGCGAUCGUCCGUAACCAGCGUGUACUGGAAGCAGACGAAGACGAAAGUGACGAAGAGUCCGACUCCGAUUCUGAGGAGGAAGAAGUCGAACGUGCCUUGGAUGACGACGACGACGAAAUGGACAACUCAGAUCAGAAUGUCCGCCCCGGUCGGCGGAGAAAACACGACAAAUCCGAGGAUAAUGCAGAUUGGGGUGGAGAUAUGGACGACGGGCUGACAAAAACCCUGCUGUCCUUUGACAUUUACCUCAAAGGAAACGUCUCAAAGUCGAUGUCCUUCUUCAAGAGUGCCGAUGGCCCAACUCAUCGUUUCCGUAUGUUCCCUUAUGUGGACAAGAAACGGAGAGUAGACGAAUACGGUGAGACCAUUGACGUGGGCAUGUGGCUGAGGAAAGGCAAAGUGUUUGAGGAUGAUGCGGAAACUGAAGAGGUCAAAGAGGCAAAACGUAAACAAGCUGAAGAAGAGGACAAGAAUGCUAUUCGAGAACCGCCUUCGAAGUUCGUUUCCUCCGAAAUUGAAAUUCAACUAGCAUGCCGCCUUCUCUUCGUUGACAUGGAGGGUCUGAGCGAUGGGCGUGCCAUUAAAGCUAUCGUACCACAAGUAAACCCAAGGAAAAUGAUUGUCGUGCAUGCUCCUACUGCAGCUGCUAGUACCCUCAUCGAGAGCUGUGGACAAAUCCGAUCAAUGACGAGGGACAUCUAUGUGCCCUCAACAGGAGAAAGUAUACAGAUCGGUCAACACACAAAUACUUUCUCGAUAUCUAUUAGCGAUGAAUUGCUAAGCACAUUGAAGAUGUCGCGGUUCGAGGACAACGAAGUUGGCUACGUAACUGGUCGUGUGACGAAUCAUUUCAGCUUAAACAUUCCCAUUCUUGAGCCAGCAGGGUCUUUGGUACCAUCGGAAACUGCCAACGCAAGGGCUAUUGUUCCAUCAGACCGGAUUUUUGGUGCCCGAGUAGCGCAGCCCCUCCCCCGGUCUACGAUGAUCGGGGAGUUGAAGCUCACGGCUUUGAAGGCCAGACUAGCAUCUAUAGGGGUUCCUGCCGAGUUGAUCGGAGAGGGCGUGUUAAUCUGCGGCGCUGGAGCAAGACGCGACCAGACUUCAAACAAUAUUGAUGAGACCGUAGCUGUCAGGAAAACGGGGCGAGGAAAGGUCGAACUCGAGGGUAACGUUUCCAGCGUGUAUUACAUUGUACGGAGAGAGAUCUACGGUCUACAUGCACUUAUUGCUGCGUAG